AUGCCACUCUGGGUGUUCUUUGUGAUCCUCACCCUUACCAGUGGCUCCCACUGCUUACUGCCCACCUCACUGCCCUUCAGGAUGAGGCGAUAUGCAGAUGCCAUCUUCACCAACAGCUACAGGAAAGUUCUGGGCCAGCUGUCUGCCCGCAAACUGCUCCAGGACAUCAUGAACAGGCAGCAGGGGGAGAGGAACCAGGAAGGAACCAGAGUACGGCCUGGCCGGCAGGUGGACAGCAUGUGGGCGGACCACAGGCAGGUGGCGCUGGAGAGCCUCUUGGUAGCCCUGCUGCAGAAGCACAGCAGGGAUUCCCAAGGAUGAAGCCUUCAGCAGAAGCUUGGGCCACCCGUACCCCAAACAACUGGACCCAGUUACUUCCACUUCAGUUUUGACUUUCUCCUUCCUCUGUAAAUACAAUAAAAUUCCCUAUCCUGA
Messenger RNA from Arvicola amphibius (Eurasian water vole), 435 nucleotides. It is a transcript of the gene Ghrh, whose product is annotated as growth hormone releasing hormone. Bases 1 to 321 code for a protein of 106 amino acids. Gene Ontology annotation, biological process: positive regulation of growth hormone secretion; growth hormone secretion; positive regulation of multicellular organism growth. Gene Ontology annotation, molecular function: growth hormone-releasing hormone activity; growth hormone-releasing hormone receptor binding; peptide hormone receptor binding. NCBI's taxonomy places the organism in Eukaryota, Metazoa, Chordata, Mammalia, Rodentia, Cricetidae. The transcript is spliced from 4 exons. Gene Ontology annotation, cellular component: perikaryon; terminal bouton; extracellular region. The record is from RefSeq and is a predicted model, not a curated record.